UCACUUGUUUGUGGGAUUCUAUCCCGCGUUCUUUUUCUGCGCGUAAGAUUCCGCCCCACUUCGAGCAUACGAGGGCCUAUACGGGAAAUUCGCCGUAUCAACGAAGAGCCCAAAGUCCAGGAGUGUCGGUCACGGGUGCUGCGGGGACCGUGUGCACGUGCAGUGACGGCGCUGCCGAAUCAACUACCUCUGUGCUUCUCGACAACCCUUGAUAAACUCCUAAAAAUGUUACCCAGAAUGCGGCAUUUGGAUUUGCCGCAGCAGGUCCACAAUCAGCCGAAUCAGGAGCCGAUGGUUGUCGACGAAGCCGAAGCGACUUCGGAAGAGGUUGUUUCCGUCCUGAAUCCAACCUUCGAAUUGGAAAUGUAUGCGGCGCAGUACACAGGACUCGCGAAACUCAACAGAUUGCUUUUCAUCGCCGACCGGUGUCCGCCAAUGCGAAUAGAGGCUCUGAGAUUGGCCUUGGAUCACGUCAUGGGGACACUAAAUGUAAACAAAUAUCAGGAAGUCUUCCGAAAGCUUUGCGAUGCUCUACAAGCCGCCAAUGCGCAGGGUGUUCCAGACGUGGCGGAUACCUACGAACUCCCCCAGGUUGACGCUCAUUGGGUAGACUCUCGAUUGAAGCAAGUCGCCCUAAAAACGGAGAAGCUCGACAAUGAUCUCAAGAACUACAAGGCGAACUCCAUCAAGGAAAGCAUUCGACGAGGCACUGACGAUCUCGGUGAACAUUAUCUCGAUUGCGGCGAUCUGAACAACGCCUUGCGAUCUUUCGCUCGAGCUCGCGAUUACUGUACGUCGGGGAGACACGUAAUCGAUUACUGUUUGAACGUGACACGCGUCUCGGUCUAUCUCCAGUAUUGGCAGCAUGUUGAGAGCUACGUGACUAAAGCUGAAAACACACCGGAAGUCAUUAUCGCAACUUCUGCGACGACGCAGGCAGGCCCGAGUACGGACUCGGUCAGUCCUACGAUUAUUGACAAACUGCGCUGCUGCCGAGGUAUAGCGGCUCUCGCAACGAAGAAAUAUAAAAAAGCAGCUCUCCAUUUCCUGCAAGCGAAUGCGUACAACUGCGAUUUCCCCGAUAUCAUGGCUGCGAGGGAUGUAGCAAUGUACGCCGGACUUUGUGCCUUGGCCUCUUUCGAUCGGGCGGAGCUCGCUCGCAACAUAAUCAACCAGCAGAACUUCAAGCAGUUCCUCGAACUGGAUCCCCAGCUGCGGGACAUUAUCCAGUACUUCUACGAAAGCCGCUACGGACAAUGUCUCGCUCUCCUCGACUCGAUCCAAGACAACCUCCUGCUGGACAUCUACUUGGCCCCUCAUGUUUCCGCACUCUAUGGUCAGAUUCGGAAGCGCGCCUGGAUCCAAUACUUUUCGCCGUAUAGCAGCGCGGAUAUGAAUCGAAUGGCAUCGGCAUUCAACACAACCGUCCAGCAGGUUGAAGAGGAAAUCAUGCAACUCAUCCUGGAUAAUCAGAUCCAGGCGAGGAUUGACUCUCAGAACAAGAUCGUUUAUGCGAGAGACGUCGACCAGAGAACGACAACGUUCCAGAAAUGCGUCGAAAUCGGCGACGAGCUCGAGCGAAGGACUAAGGCACUGAUGCUGAGAGCCACUCUGAUAAAGCAUCGAAUCGUGGUCAAAUGUCCGCCGCGUAUGAUGGCCACGUGUAUUGUGAACGGUGAGAGGGAAAACAAAAACUUGUGAACGGAACCUGUCUGUGUCCUAAGUGGAGCUUGUACUCGUCAAUUCUUCCUGUACAAACUUGGUGGCCUCCUUCUUUAAUAAAGCUGGG
Galendromus occidentalis (western predatory mite) is the source of this 1789-nucleotide messenger RNA. Its product is annotated as COP9 signalosome complex subunit 1. The transcript has 8 exons. The record is from RefSeq and is a predicted model, not a curated record. NCBI's taxonomy places the organism in Eukaryota, Metazoa, Arthropoda, Arachnida, Mesostigmata, Phytoseiidae. Gene Ontology annotation, cellular component: COP9 signalosome. Bases 226 to 1701 code for a protein of 491 amino acids.